Colletotrichum lupini is the source of this 411-nucleotide messenger RNA. RefSeq lists its product as uncharacterized. Bases 1 to 411 code for a protein of 136 amino acids. The record is from RefSeq and is a predicted model, not a curated record. The transcript has a single exon. NCBI's taxonomy places the organism in Eukaryota, Fungi, Ascomycota, Sordariomycetes, Glomerellales, Glomerellaceae.
AUGACGGGAAAGAGAUGGGCGGUAGUAAGUCUUGUCUUGUUUAGAGUAGCAGGAAUGUGGUGUAAGGGAAGUGAAAGGUUGGCAACGGCGCGGCCAAGCAGUAGCCAAGCAAGACUUGUCGUCAAAGAUCGGCGGGUGGAGCAGACGUCAUUGGCCGAAGCGUCUGCGUCGGCCGGACCCCGGGUGUGGACGUUGCUGCCAGUGGGUCCGUCCAGUGUCCCACCUUCCUUCUUUUUUGCCCUGGUCGUCCGCCGUCGCCCUCAACCUUUUCGGGCAGUGGAGACUUCACCUUUCACCACUACUAUGUGCAACUUGACGUCCCUGGUCUGUGCCGGGGCGCGGACACCAUGCCGUCAAGGCAGAAGGCACGGAUCCCAAACAAGAGUGUGGAAGGCUAGCCGCCAAAUCUGA